ACUGACCAUCACCACACACUCGUCCUCAACACACACUCGGGAAGGUGAUCACUUUCUUGACUGCUCCUCACACCACAACAGCGUCCAACCCAUACAUUAUGGCCGGUGCUGUGUCCGUAGCCUUGAUCCUGGCAGUGGUAGUUGCCAUAACAACCAGCUUCCGUCUUAUGGCUGGUGAACACAGGCAGGCGAUCUCGUUGUCCUCCUCAGCCACUCUCAGCUCCCCUACAGAACACAGCGUCUUGGAGGCCCCGGAUUUCUCUGGUCAUAUCGUUAAGCGACAGGUGGACCCUAACUUUACGUGUCUCGAACGGAUCCCUGGGUACUAUGCUGAUCCCGCCUUUGACUGCCAGGUAUUUCACGUCUGUGUAACUGAAUCCCUGAUGUACUCCUUCAUGUGUCCCAACUUAACUGCCUUCAACCAGCAAUACUUCGUGUGUGACCACAUCUUCAACGUCGAUUGUGCCUCCGCCGAGCAACUCUACAACUUGAACGAGCAGCUGGGCGAUGAGGAACAGGAGUUUACUGGAAGAUAAAGUUGUGUUUCUCAGCCUGUGAUGACGCAAGAUAAAGUGUGGGAUAUGAUGGUGUUGUGGGCAGAGUCACUACAUUGGUCAGAAAGGUACAGUGGUCAGGGGGUACAAUGGUCAGAGGGGUACAAUGGUCAGAGGGGUACAAUGGUCAGAGGGGUACAGUGGUCAGAGGGGUACAGUGGUCAGAGGGGUACAAUGGUCAGAGGGGUACAAUGGUCAGAGGGGUACAGUGGUCAGAGGGGUACAGUGGUCAGGGGGUACAAUGGUCAGAGGGGUACAGUGGUCAGAGGGGUACAGUGGUCAGGGGCAUACAGUGGUCAGGAGGUACAGUAGUCAAAUGAAAUUCAUAGCUUAAAGUGUUAACAGAGCCAGGAACUUACGUACUCUUGUGACUUAUCCCCCCCAAGAUGCUCGUACACAAACAAUUACCUCUUUCAUUGUUUCUUUGUUAUUUGUUUUGAGUUGGUUGUUAUUUGUUCUAUUGUUAGUAGCGGGUGUUAGCUUUUGUUACCUUCAUGCCAUUGUUUAUAUUUUGUUAGCUAAUGUUUUUCAAUAUUUUUGUUAGGUUUCUUUAGUAGUUUCCCUUAUCAUUAUAUAGUACAGAAGAAUAUGCUGAACACCUAUCACAAAUGUGUGUGUUUGAGUGUUUGUGGUCUAAUCAAUACAGGUAUCUGUAAAAUGUAAGUUGAAAAACAAUAUCAUCGUCAAGAAAAACCAGAUUUUAAGUGGUUAUAUUAUUAAAACAUUGGCACUCCUUUUCGAUGAUUCUGUACGAUUCCUCCAAAAAUAUCCUCAAGAGAUAAUUGCUUUUCUAUUUUAAAAGCUUGUUAUUGUUUGUAUCUGCAGUAAAU
This is a messenger RNA of Homarus americanus (American lobster), 1384 nucleotides long. RefSeq lists its product as uncharacterized. The transcript is spliced from 3 exons. Gene Ontology annotation, cellular component: extracellular region. Gene Ontology annotation, molecular function: chitin binding. Bases 99 to 536 code for a protein of 145 amino acids. The record is from RefSeq and is a predicted model, not a curated record. NCBI's taxonomy places the organism in Eukaryota, Metazoa, Arthropoda, Malacostraca, Decapoda, Nephropidae.